Messenger RNA from Trichomonas vaginalis G3, 1914 nucleotides. Its product is annotated as regulation of choline O-acetyltransferase protein. Gene Ontology annotation, molecular function: metalloendopeptidase activity. Gene Ontology annotation, cellular component: cytoplasm; membrane. The record is from RefSeq and is a predicted model, not a curated record. Lineage: Eukaryota; Parabasalia; Trichomonadida; Trichomonadidae. The transcript has a single exon. Bases 1 to 1914 code for a protein of 637 amino acids. Gene Ontology annotation, biological process: cell adhesion; proteolysis.
AUGCAGAAUGUAACAAGAGCGUUUCAAAAAUCCAAGUUUCAUCGAAAUCUCAAAAAUGUCGAAUGGAAAAACAUCAGAAUACAGCUUGAUUAUAACUAUAUUGAUACUACAAAAGAUGAUGGACACACUUGUAAAAGGAAGGGGCAACAAGUGACUUACCAAAGAACAAGUUUCACUUGCACCGAUGAUCAAGUAUUGUCAAAAUCUAAAAUUAAAGCCAUUAAAGGUACACUUAAUAAUGUAAAGACAUAUUUGGAAAAACUCCUUUAUGUAAUUCCAUAUGAUUCAAAAAUAAAAUAUAAAGAUUAUGUUCGAUGGUAUGGAAAAGAAACAGAUUUUGGGCUUCAAAGUGCAACAGGAGUUGAUAUUGUACUUCCAAUUCUUUCAAGGCCAAGAAGAUCAAAUGAUGCUACACUUGCUUCAGCUGUGGCACUAUCUCUAGCACAAUCAAGUUCAAGACCAAUAUUUGGAGUUGUUUUCCUAAAUCCACAACAAGUUCCAACAGAAAUACAAAAUGAAAACUCAAAAGAUUGUAGAUUCUUUUAUACAUGCGUUCAUGAAAUUUUCCAUGCAUUAGGUAUAUCCGGUUCACUUUAUAAUGCGUACCAUCCUCAUGAAUCUACAGAUCCACAUCCACAAAUAACAUGUAGCAUUCGAAAAUAUGGAAGGAAUUUUAAAUUCCUUGUAACUCCAUAUGCACAUAAAUAUGCCGUGAAACGAUUUGGAGUUGAAAAAUUCAUAGGAGAUAAUGGAGAAUGUCCAUCUGGAUUAGAAAUUGAAGAUGGCGGUGGCAGUGGAACAGCAGGAAGUCAUUUAGAGGCAAGAACUUAUAUGUCAGAUUUAAUGGUCGGAGCAACAAUUCAAACUCAAUCUGGACCAUUUUCUAGAUUGACAGAUGCUGUACUGGCCAUUCUUUUGGAUACAGGAAACUAUAAAGUUAACUGGAAAAUGGGUCAACCAUUAGUUUGGGGUAAUCCUGAAUCAAUCGAUGGAAAACAAAUUAAAAACUUUGCAAUCGGUCCUCCACAAACUGUUUUCCCGAAAUACUACAUGAGGGACUUCUCCAAACAAGAAAUGUGGUAUGAAAGCUUUGAUUUCAAAUUCUCUGGCCCAACUCCAGGCAGAGUUAGUCUUCAAGUAUCUAAUGAGCUAUUACAAUUUUACGAUCCAAAAGGAAUUGGUGUCUCCGAUGUUGAUGUUUAUGAUUACAUUCCAUUUUAUUUCCCAAAUAAUGUAUGCCCUAAAGGACAAGCAAUUCUUCCAUCAACAAAUCUUCAAUAUCAUAAAUGUGGUGAAUAUUCAUGUAAUGAAUAUGAAUCAUUUACUAUUAAAGUUAACAAGGACGAACGUGGUACUCAAUGGGAAGAUGUCACAUGUACUAAAGAAAAUGCUUCUCAAGUUAUUUCUAAGCCAUUUCGUUUCUAUGCUAGAAAAAUUUCUUGUGUUGAUCCUGAGAGAUUCUGCAGAUCUGUAAAAUUGAACGAAAUGAAGUUUGUUGUUGAUCCGUUCAAAGCUGAGACAAUGCAAUUAGACAGUAAUUCAUCUGCAACAAUAGAGCCUGAAUCAGGAGAAGAUCAAAUUCCCUCUGAUGGUGAUAAUGCAGAAAAACCAGGAACUGGAGAAAUGCCAGGCUCAGAAGAAAAACCAGGAUCUGGAGAAACACCAGGAUCUGGAAGCGAUGAAAAUAAAUCAAGCAAUGGAGAAAAUGGAGGAACAAAUGGAUCUAACGGAAAAGAAGGGGGUUCUUCCAAUGAAGAAAAAGAUAAAAAGAAGAAGCUAAUAAUUAUUGGAGUUUGCGCCGGAGUUGCAGCUUUGAUUGUAAUUGUAAUAGUUGCUGUAUUCGUUGGGUAUGCAAUUAGAAAUGCAAAAGAACAGGUUUAUCACGACGAUUCUGAUGCAAAUUAUAUUGUAUAG